Messenger RNA from Symbiodinium sp. CCMP2592, 1122 nucleotides. The record is from the annotation of a GenBank genome assembly. Lineage: Eukaryota; Dinophyceae; Suessiales; Symbiodiniaceae.
AUGCCUUACAGCUUCCACUUGGAAGAGUCAGAGAUCACAACGAACCUUGCGGCCUCCUUCAACAAGCUGGCAAAGGGUCAGCAGUCCACGGAAAGAGUGUUAAAGGUCGUGUACUACCCUCUGGCAGUCUUUCGCGUCCGGCCCAUCACCCGCUGCACUUCAUCACUCAGCGGGCACAUUGAGGCGGUUCUUUGCGUUUCCUUCUCUCCGGACUCCACGAAGCUGGCAAGUGGCUCUGGCGAUUCCACAGUGAGGCUCUGGGAUCUCAACACAGAGCUGCCCAAGCACACCUGCAAAGGUCAUCAAAACUGGGUGCUGGUCGUUGCGUGGUCGCCUGAUGGCUCCAAGCUCGCUUCGGCAGGCAUGGACAAGAUCGUUCUCGUUUGGUGCGCGAAGUCCGGGAAGAACCUGGCAGCCUUGAAGGGCCACCAACAACCGGUCACUUCCGCUUGCUGGCAGCCGUUGCACGUGGCGGAGAGCUUCCCCUGGCUUGCGACGAGCUCCAAGGAUGCCACCGUGCGCCUGUGGGACGUGAGCGUGGGCGUGUGCCUGCGAAGCCUGACUUCCCACUCCCAGCCUGUGAUGCAGGUGAAAUGGUCUGGUGAGCGUGCUGACAUUGGUGGCGUUGUGUACACAGCCGGCCGGGACACUGUAAUCAAGGUCUGGAAUCCGAAGGACGGAGGCAUGCUGAACGAGCUGAAGGGCCACGGACACUGGAUCAACACACUCGCGCUUAACACGGACUACGUCAUCCGGUCUGGUCCAUUUUCACAUGAGCCGCAGAAGUUCGCGGAUUUGUCGGAGAAGAAGGAGGCGGCAAAGAAGCGCUAUGCGGAAGCUGUGGAGCUGUGUGGUGGCGAGCGUUUGCUGUCGGGCUCCGAUGACUUCACGCUUUUCUUGUGGCGGCCGCUGGUCUCCAAGACCCCGGUGUGCCGGAUGACAGGGCACCAGAAGAUUGUGAACCAGGUCGCCUUCUCUCCAGACGGUCGAUGGUUUGCAUCCGCGUCCUUUGACAAGUCUGUGAGACUUUGGGACGGCCGGACUGGCAAGUACGUUCACGCCUUCCGUGGCCAUGUAGGCGGGCCGGGAUUGGCGAAACCAUUCACAAAACACACGCAUUGA